Zea mays is the source of this 1174-nucleotide messenger RNA. RefSeq lists its product as uncharacterized. The transcript is spliced from 2 exons. The coding region runs from base 46 to 933 and encodes 295 amino acids. Gene Ontology annotation, molecular function: nucleic acid binding; zinc ion binding. NCBI's taxonomy places the organism in Eukaryota, Viridiplantae, Streptophyta, Magnoliopsida, Poales, Poaceae. The record is from RefSeq and is a predicted model, not a curated record.
CCUAAAUAUUUUCUGUUUUAAUUUUGCAAAGGUGCUCAUACCGCCAUGCUGAUUAGCCAGAUUGCUCAGAUGAAACCGCUAGAUGGUAGUAAUUACCAUUCUUGGCGGGAGGAUAUAGACAUGAUAACCACAGUGGGUGAGAUAGAUUACGCACUGAGGUUUGAUAAACCAGUUGAGCCCACAGUGGGCACUCCCAACUAUGACCACAGGUGGAUGCAAUACAGCAUCGACAAGGUCAAGUGGGAGAGAUCAAAUGACAAAUGUAUGAUUAUUCUUAAGAGGAGCAUCAAGGAGCCUCUUAAGAGUUCCAUACCAGAGUGCGAGACUGCCAAAGAAUACCUUGAGAGGGUAGCCUCUCAUCACCAAGGGUCUUCUAAGGCUUAUGCUUGCUCUCUAAUGACAGAAUUUGUCAAUGCAAAAUACGAUGGAAAUGGUGUCAGACCAUUCAUUCAGAAAAUGAUAUCCAUCGUAGCUAAGAUAAACAAGUACCUCGGGUCUCCUUUACACGAGGAAUUUGUAGUAUUUAUGAUAAUGAAGUCUCUGCCCAAGGAGUUUGAGACUUUUCACAUACAGUACAACACUAGUGUCACUGAUAAGUGGAAUAUAGACCAACUCUUGGCACAGUGUGUCCAGGAGGAAGAGAGGUUAAAGCAGACUGGAGACUCUAUCAACCUCAUCAAAGGCAAUAUCCCCAGACAGAACAAGAACUCAAAGAAAAAGUUCAAGAAGCAAGGUAAACAGAAUAACCAGGCUUCGUCGAGCAAUAAUAAUCAACCAAGACAAGGAGGCAGUUUCUCAGUUCCCCCUGAUACCUGCCUCUAUUGCAAGAAGACAGGUCAUUACAAGAGAAAGUGUCCUGAAUUCCUGCAGUAUCUACUAGAGAGUGGGACUCCGUACAAGCCAAAGGCUCCCAAAGGGCCGAAGAACAAUUAGAGUGGCAAAUGGAGUUGAAGCAGCAGUCGAGGCCAUUGGAGAUAUACAUCUUAAAUUAGUUAAUGGUUUUGUACUGUUGUUGAGAGACGUACUUUAUGUACCUUCCUUACGAAGGAACCUUAUUUCGGUUUCUAGAUUAGAUGAUCAACACAUUCAUUGCCAUUUUGGUGAUAGACAGUGUGUCAUUCAGUUUGAUAAUAAAGAUGUUGGUCUCGCCAUCCGACGAGAUAUGCUUUAUUUA